This is a messenger RNA of Doryrhamphus excisus (bluestripe pipefish), 2450 nucleotides long. RefSeq names its product ubiquitin specific peptidase 14 (tRNA-guanine transglycosylase) (gene usp14). The record is from RefSeq and is a predicted model, not a curated record. Gene Ontology annotation, biological process: proteasome-mediated ubiquitin-dependent protein catabolic process; protein deubiquitination; regulation of proteasomal protein catabolic process. Lineage: Eukaryota; Metazoa; Chordata; Actinopteri; Syngnathiformes; Syngnathidae. Gene Ontology annotation, molecular function: proteasome binding; protein binding; cysteine-type deubiquitinase activity.
GUUGUUUAGCGUGUUAGCUUAAUGUGCGGUUAGCGAGCUAACUGUUACUGGCUUGUCUUUUAGCCCUUAGCUUGUCACCUAACGCGUUUAUGCAAAAAAUUACACCAAUCGAUAAAUGUAUACCCGUGUGACGGUUAACUCUUAACAUACAAUUUUCGCAGAAAGUGACUUUUUAGUCGAGCCGGUCGCUUAGUGUAACUGGCAACCCUGGUAGCCGUUUAAGCUAACUCGGCUAGUUGGGCUAACGGGUGGUUAGUGGUUUUCAUUUUUAAAGAUGUCGUUCGUCAAAACGAACAAGAGCGUUUUAAGCUUGCUCUUUAUAUAUGACUUCAUUGCAUCCGAAAUAGGACAUGUUUAAUCUAACAUAAUGGCCUCACUCUGUUACACAGGUGCAAGCGCUAACAAUGCUAGCUAAACCUCGAGUCCACUGCUCUCGGAGGAUUUGUUUGCCUAUUUGUUUUAAAUUACACAAAUGCGGAAUUGAUAACUCAAAAAGCACGUUUAAUAUGUCACUAUCAAAAUAAAGGAAAAGCUUGGCAUGCACUUUCCUCGCAGUGCACUGUCAACAGCUACCGUUGCUACUUAGCCAGUAAAUGUGAAAUGGGGCAAAGAAAAGUUUGACGCCGUGGAGCUGAACACCGAGGAGCCGCCCAUGGUGUUCAAGGCUCAACUUUUUGCCCUGACAGGAGUGCAGCCCGACAGGCAAAAAGUGAUGGUGAAGGGAGGCACCCUCAAGGAUGAUGAGUGGGGGAAUAUAAAGCUGAAAAAUGGAAUGACUCUGCUGAUGAUGGGAUCAGCCGAAGCUCUGCCCGAGGAGCCUGCUGUUAGGCCUAUGUUUGUAGAAGACAUGACUGAAGAGCAGCUGGCCUCAGCCAUGGAGCUUCCUUGUGGGCUAACCAAUCUGGGCAACACGUGCUACAUGAACGCCACGGUGCAGUGUCUGCGCUCCGUACCCGAGCUCAAGACUGCUCUCAGAAAGUAUUCAGGUGCUCUGCGAUCCUCAGGCGCCAGUGCACCAUCACAAUACAUCACAGCAGCUCUGCGUGAUUUAUAUGAGACAAUGGACAAGACCUCCUCCAGCCUGCCCCCAAUCAUCCUGCUGCAGUUCCUCCACAUGGCCUUUCCACAGUUCGCCGAGAAGGGAGAACAGGGACAGUACCUCCAACAGGAUGCUAAUGAAUGCUGGCUGCAGAUGAUGAGAGUUCUUCAGCAGAAGCUGGAGCCACUAGAAGCAGAGACUCCCAUGGAGACCGACACUGACAGCGCCUCCGCCUCCGCCAAGAAGAACUUCAUCGACCAGUACUUUGGAGUAGAAUUUGAAACAACUAUGAAAUGCACAGAGUCGGACGAGGAGGAGCCAAUCAAAGGCAAAGAGAGUCAACUUCAGCUCAGCUGCUUCAUCAAUCAAGAAGUCAAGUAUCUCGCCACGGGACUGAGGCUGAGACUCCAGGAAGAAAUCACCAAAAUGUCCACAAGCUUGGAAAGAAAUGCUCUUUAUAUCAAAUCUUCUAAGCUGAGCCGCCUCCCGGCCUACCUGACCGUGCAGAUGGUUCGUUUUUACUACAAAGAGAAAGAGUCGGUCAACGCCAAAGUCCUCAAGGAUGUCAAAUUCCCCCUCAUGCUGGACGUGUACGAGCUCUGCACGGCCGAACUGCAGGAGAACAUGCUGCCCCUCAGGUCAAAGUUCAAAGAGGUGGAGGACAAGAAGCUGGAGAAGCAGCAGCAGAAGCCAACAAAGAAAGCAGGUGCAGUCCAGGAAGUGAAAUACCAACCUUUCUCCUUCCCUGAUGAUGUCGGUUCCAACAACAGCGGUUACUACGACCUUCAGGCCGUGUUGACACAUCAAGGUCGCUCCAGCUCAUCAGGCCACUAUGUGGGCUGGGUCAAGAGGAAAGAAGACGAGUGGGUGAAGUUUGAUGACGACAAGGUGAGCGUAGUUUCUCCAGAGGACAUCCUGAGACUGUCUGGCGGCGGCGACUGGCACAUAGCGUAUGUUCUACUCUAUGGCCCGCGACGACUGGAAAUACUGGAGGAGCAACAAUAGCGUCCUGUCUGGCUGGUGAGGAGGGGGAACGACACAAAUUGUCACUGUCUGCUUUACAUGUCACCUCAACUUCCUGUAAACAACUCAAACCUUGGUGAGCUUCAAAACAUGGACUGGAUCCAAGAAGCUGCAAAUGUUUUCUACGCUGUCUAUUUUUAAAGCCUUUCACCAGGUGCUCGCCAUCCAUAGCUACGCCUUUUGCUCAUGUCCUCUCCUGCUCUUUUCUGCCAAAUACAAGCAGCAGUCAGCUGUGAAGCUUGCAAGUCUUACUGUGUAAAAAAAAAAAAUAUUGGUUCACUUUGUCUAAGCAGCAAUUUUCACUCAUCUCCACUCUGUAAGUUAUUGACUGAUGGCUUUUCAUAAGUGCUGAAAAUAAAGAGUAUGCCACUGUGUAGCAAAACUUUCU